Messenger RNA from Glycine soja, 2034 nucleotides. RefSeq names its product coatomer subunit delta-like. The transcript has 12 exons. The record is from RefSeq and is a predicted model, not a curated record. Gene Ontology annotation, biological process: endoplasmic reticulum to Golgi vesicle-mediated transport; Golgi localization; retrograde vesicle-mediated transport, Golgi to endoplasmic reticulum. Lineage: Eukaryota; Viridiplantae; Streptophyta; Magnoliopsida; Fabales; Fabaceae. The coding region runs from base 160 to 1752 and encodes 530 amino acids. Gene Ontology annotation, cellular component: COPI vesicle coat; cytosol.
AAAAAAAAAAGGGGAAAAAAAAAGAAAGCGCACCGUAUCGUGUUUUCAUUAGACGCUGCAAUCGUUCUUCUCUUGAGUUUGGUCGUCUGGGAUCAGAUCUGCUCUCUCCGUUUGGAUUCAAUUCGACACUUUCCUCGCCUCAAAGAUUAAGCGAACAACAUGGUUGUCCUUGCUGCAUCCAUUGUGAGCAAAUCUGGGAAAGUGCUAGUUUCUAGACAGUUUGUGGAUAUGACUCGCAUAAGAAUUGAAGGUCUUCUAGCAGCAUUUCCCAAGUUGGUAGGGACUGGAAAACAACACACAUAUGUUGAGACUGAGAAUGUGCGCUAUGUUUACCAGCCAAUAGAGGCACUGUACCUGCUUCUCGUAACAAACAAAAACAGCAACAUACUGGAAGAUUUGGAAACUCUGAGACUUCUCUCUAAACUUGUACCUGAAUAUUCUUACUCCCUUGAUGAAGAGGGUGUUUGCAAACAUGCCUUUGAGUUGAUUUUUGCAUUUGAUGAAGUCAUCUCUCUUGGGCACAAGGAAAAUGUGACUGUUGCACAAGUUAAGCAAUACUGUGAGAUGGAGAGUCAUGAAGAGAAGCUGCACAAGUUGGUUUUGCAGAGCAAGAUUAAUGAAACUAAGGAUGUUAUGAAGCGAAAAGCUAGUGAGAUUGAUAAAAGCAAGAUUGAAAAGAACAGAGCUGAUAAAGGAGGAUUUGGUCCAUUACAGUCAAUGGGCUCUGGAAGAAUUGAAAAUAGCUUUAGUGAUUUGAGCAUAUCUAGCAGUGGAACUGGUUUUGGAAGUGGCUCUGGUUUUGGAUUGACUUCUGAUGUCGAUUCCUUUGCAACCAAGCCUAAAGGUCGUCCAACUUCAUCAGCCACUGCUCCACCUAAAGGUCUUGGAAUGAAGCUUGGUAAGUCUCAAAGGACAAACCAGUUUUUGGAAUCAUUGAAAGCAGAAGGUGAGGUCAUUCUUGAAGAUGUUCAGCCAAAACACUCCCAGUCUCGGGCUGCCGCCCCACAACUUACCGAUCCUAUCACUUUGACUGUUGAGGAGAAACUAAAUGUGAUACUUAAACGAGAUGGUGGUGUCAGUAAUUUUGAUGUUCAAGGCACAUUGUCUCUCCAAAUUCUUAACCAAGAGGAUGGACAUAUUCAAGUACAGGUCCAAACUGGUGACAAUCAAGCUGUCUCUUUCAAGACACACCCUAACAUGAAUAAAGAAUUAUUUGCCAAUGAUUAUAUACUAGGCCUAAAAGAUCCCAACAGGCCUUUCCCCACUGGUCAAGCCAGUGAUGCUGGAGGUGUUGGUCUUUUAAAGUGGAGAAUGCAAAGUACUGAUGAGUCAAUGGUGCCGCUGACAAUCAACUGUUGGCCCUCUUCUUCUGGAAACGAAACUUAUGUCAACAUUGAAUAUGAGGCUUCAUCAAUGUUUGAUCUGCGGAAUGUUGUGAUCUCUGUACCUCUUCCAGCUCUUCGAGAAGCACCAUCUGUUAGGCAGAUUGAUGGGGAAUGGAGGUAUGACUCUAGGAAUUCCAUUUUGGAGUGGUCUGUCCUUCUGAUUGAUAAUUCCAACCGCAGUGGGUCAAUGGAGUUUGUUGUUCCACUAGCAGAUUCAUCAACAUUCUUUCCCAUUUCAGUCUGCUUUAUGGCAACUGACACGUUUAGUGACCUGAAGGUUACCAACAUCAUACCAUUAAAGGGUGGUAAUCCUCCCAAAUUUGCUCAGAGAACACAGCUGAUAACGGAUAGCUACCAAAUUGUGUGAUUGACUUUCCCUCUUGAAUUUGGGUUCCUAUAACAGUUUUGCUUAUACAGUCGUAGUUCUUUUUAUCAAUAGGCUUUGCUAAGUUGUACUUGCCUCUAUUCUCGAAUUUGUACUUAGUUUUACCUCGCAAGACAUGGCGCAAAGUAUGAUUUACAUAAUUAAUGCUCAAGUGUGUCUGUUUACUCUAUAGCAUGUAUCUUUUAUGCGGAAGGAUGCAUUUCCUAUCUUCCCUUUUCUGCGUUGUAGACACUAGUAUUGUCAAAUGCAUUCUAAUUUUUAAUA